Aspergillus glaucus CBS 516.65 is the source of this 2992-nucleotide messenger RNA. RefSeq lists its product as uncharacterized. The record is from RefSeq and is a predicted model, not a curated record. The transcript has a single exon. NCBI's taxonomy places the organism in Eukaryota, Fungi, Ascomycota, Eurotiomycetes, Eurotiales, Aspergillaceae. Bases 168 to 2690 code for a protein of 840 amino acids.
CACGUCCCACCAAUAAACUCCUUGCCAGGCCACCCGCCAAGAACCCUAAAUUUCAGGCCUCCACAUGGCCACUUUAAGGUUAGAAUUAAGGAUAAUAACGACGCCUUGGAACUUUUUUUUUUUUUUUUACGCCUGAACCUUCACACAAACCAGUCGGUUCUGUCCCCAUGGCCUCCGAGUCACAACGCCAGCUCUUACGGCCGACUGAAUCGAAUCCGUUCUCGGAUCCUGCCCCUCUCUCCCCUCAACAGUCGUGGGAUCCACUCGGUUUUAGCCAGCAGACGGAAGAUACAGCGUAUCACCCAGUGCAUGAUGACUCCGGUGUGCUGGAACCCCAGCCCAGAGAGACGGGACUGGGGAUCAGCCAUGCCGAGACGAUGCCGAGGGUGAGGAAGCGCACGUCGCAGGAGAGCUCCAAUGCGGCGACUAGUCCGGGGCUGUUGACGCCCUCCCCGUGGGGUCUUCCGAGUCCGGGACCAAGUCCGAGUGCGAGUGCGAGUACCAAAGAUAGCGCGUUUCGACCCGUGAAAUGUCCGAGUCGGGCGCCCAUCUUGCAUCGCCGGCUGUCGUGGGUCUCUGUUACUAUUCUGCUUCUGGCGCUGUACGCGACGGUCUUUUCGGGUAUUUAUCUCGUCAUUGGAUUGUUGAAGCCGAGGUGGGAGAGCCGAAUUGGCGAUGGGGGGUUGGCGCCGUCGACGGCGAAUCUGCUGAGUGCGUUGUUCGCCAAGACGAUUGAACUGUCGUAUGUCACUGUCUGUGUGGCCUUUCUGGGCCAGGUGCUCAGUCGGCGCGCGUUGAUGCAGGGCUCGCGCGGAAUUAGCCUGUCGGAUAUGAGUAUGCGGACGUGGAUCAUGCAGCCGGGAUCGCUGAUUACCCACUGGGAGAAUGUCAAGUAUUCCGGGUUGUCGUUUCUCGGGAUGAUUACCUUGACAGCGACACUGGUGGCCAUGUUGUAUACCACCGCGGCCGAAGCUUUAGUCUCGCCGAAGCUGCUGAUGGGACCGGUGAAAUCAACCACGCUGCAGGGUAAUGUGGCCGCCAGUUUUGCGAAUACGUUGUAUCUGGCCUCGCACUGUGACACGCCGGUCACUGUUGCGAUGGACCCGGUCAAUCGCAACAUCACCUGUCUGGAAAUGGAGCAUGUCGGCCACGCCUAUCACAACUACCAGCAGUGGAUUACCGAAUGGAGUGACCGGGUUAACAAUGGCAAUGGGACGUCGACAGACCAGGCUGCGCGCCCGAGAUCAACAGGGUCCAUCUACGAUAAUACCACCGUCACCGGCAGCUGGAUCGACAUUGCCGAUAUGACAGCGCUCUCAUCGCAACACGGUCGACUGGUCAACAAUGUCACCAUGGCCAUGCCACACGGCGGGGUUUUCUCCGCAGCCAAAGACCCCAUCAACCGCAUCCGACAGCCCCAUGAAGCAUCCGGCCAAGGCAAAUACAGCCUCGAAGCAUCGGUCCCCUCGCCCGCCGUGAAUGUGCUCUGCGUGGGCAUGACCAAGGAGGAACUCUCGCCGUUGAUCUACACCGAGUGGCCCAAUACCUCGUACCCGUUCAGCCCGACCAACUGGAGUGUUACACCCCCGCCGGAUAUCCCACGGUAUCCGUCGUGGCUAAACCAGACCGUCGUCGACGAUCUGUUCGGCUUUGGCGAGAAGUAUGGUCAACGACCGCCGGUGUUUGGCAAGUAUCCGAAGCCGUACAACAGCAUCACCAACACGACGGGGUUGUGGCCCACCGACGCCAUCUACCUGCUCGGGGCAUCGCCGGAUUUCAUCACCGACCCGCCGUAUGUGCUGUGUUCGCUCAAGGCGAAGCAGACGGGCGUCUGUUCGACGCGCUACGAAGCAGCCUCCAGCGGGGCCUCGCUCUACAGCCACUGUGAAGACGCCGCCAACGACCUCCAAUACAACCGAACGAACAAGGAAGUCACCGAAGGCGUGUGGGAGCCCGACUGGAAGAAUGUCGCUUCGGGCUGGGCCAACGCCCUCAGUCUAGGUUCCGGAAUCGCCGACGGCCAAGCCAGCAACGACCGGCUCCUGAUGCAAUUCGUUCCCGGCUUCGACAACACCAGCCAUACUUUCGCGCUGAACCGCACCCUCCCUUCCAUCAGUGAAGCUCUCGCCGUGAUGGCCGGGAGCACCCUCAUCCUUAGCUCGCAGCACAGCCCCCUCGUCCACUUCUGGAACUAUACCGAGCACAUCCUCUCUCCGCCCACGCGGCAAUCCUUCUCUGCCUCCGUCCAAGCCGUGGGGUAUGCUUCGGGGGGCACCGAGAAAUGGCAGGGUGUCUUUUACGUCAUCCUCGUCUUUGCCUUUAUCACCAGCGCCAUCUGUUUCGUCUUUCUGAUGCUCGAAGUCCGCGGCAAGCAAGUGACGGAUUUCACAGAGCCGCCAAAUCUCUUCGCACUCGCCAUGAACAGUUCUUCUUCAGCACGGUUGCAGGGCGCGUGCGGCGGAGGACCGGAAGGAAGACAGCUGAAAGAGAAGUGGUUUGUAGGGAUGGAAGAGGAAGACGAGCAUUAUUAUAUGAAGGCCAAAGCGGAGGAGAGCCAGCCGAAUGUGUAUCAUCAGGGGGGGCGCGAGUCACUGGAGAUGGAGGAUAUUCAGCUGAAGCCGGUGAGUCCGGCCGUCGAUGACUUUCGGCGAGUGUCGCAGGGGAACAGUUUCUUCUCCAAGCUAUAUUGAUCUGGCCGUGAGUGAUCGGCGUGAUAUUCGAUAGAGACGGUGGGUACGGAUCUACAUGAUAGACUCUGAAGAUCAUAGAUCUCCGGUACAGUAAUAGUGAAUGUAUAUAUGAUUAAUAUAUUAAUUACUCUCACUGCGUCUCCAUCUCCACCGGACGCUGCACAUAUGGGGGCGACGGCGGUUUUGUCAACGGUGCGGCUCCAUAGUAGGCCGGCUGCUGCACCGGAUAAGUCGGGUAUGGCCGUGGUAGAUCGAUUCUAAACCUGUGAAGGACAGCAGAGAUUCUGUGGUCGCAUGAACGC